UUUUGCACGCCGCCCGCCUGUCGCGGAUGCUCCCAUUAUCUGACGUAUUCGCCGACGACAUACGUCACUUCCUGUGUCGACGUACGUCAGAAACGUUAACGUCAUAGCAACCAGAAUAGUGCGAAUGCAGACAGGAGGAAUUUCAACAUAUUAGAUAAAAAUGGAAACAAGAGAUCAGUGGUACAAGCCAAACUUAUUAUACAACAUCCAUUACAGACCACCUAAACGACAGUCAGAUCCACAUGAAUCGUCAGAUCAACCUAAAACGCCUAGUCCACCCAAGAUGGUUGUAGAAACAAUCCGAUUCAAUCCUAGUGUAUGUACAUGUGGAGAACAUGGAUGCCAGCCCCACUAUAGGAUGGAGAGAAGAGUUCGCUGGAUAAAUAAAGAGGUUAACGCUGCUAUAAAGGAACAGAAGUUUGAAGCAGUCAUGAAGGAAAGAAAAAGCGAUGGUAAAAGUUAUGCUGUUGAAGAUCAAGGUAGAUGCAAUGGAAACGUUGGUGUAGAUGAGAACGAUGGUGGACGCGAUGACAGAGUUGACGGUGACAACGGCGAUGGUAGAUGCAAUGGCAGAGAUGACAGUGACGAAGGAGAUGGUAGAUGCGAUGUUAAAGUUGAUUGUGACGAAUACCAUGGUAGAUGCGAUGUCAAAGUUUAUGGUGACAAGGGCGAUAGUAAAUGCGAUGACAGAGUUGAGAAAGGCGAUGGUAGAUGCAAUGGCAGAGUUGAUGGUGAGAAAGAGUGUGGUUGGUGCAAUGGCAGAGUUGAUGGUUACAAAGGCGAUAGUAGAUGUGAAGGCAGAGUUGAUGGUGACAAAGGCUACAGAAGAUGCGAUGGCAGAGUUAAUGGUGAACACGGUGAUGGUCGAUGCGAUAUUAAAGUUGAUGGUGACGGAGGCGAUGGAAGAUGUGAUGGCAAAGUUAAUGGUGACAAAGGGUAUGGUUGGUGCGAUGGCAGAGCUGAUGGUGACAGAGGCGGUGGUAAAUGUGAUGGCAGAUUUGAUGGUGAUAGAGGCGAUGGUAAAUGCGAUGGAAGAGUUCAUUGUGACCAAGGCGGUGGUCGAUGCAUUCCUAAAGUUAAUGAUGACGGAGGUGAUGGUAAAUGUGUCCGCAGAAUGGAUGGUGACAAAGAGUUUGGUAGAUGCGAUGGCAGAGUUGAUGGUGUCGAAGGAGAUAGUAGAUGCGAUGGCAGAGUUGAUAAUGACGAAGGAGAUAGUAGAUGCGUUGACACAGUUAAUGGUGGAGAAGGUGGUGGUAGAUGCGAGGUCAGUCUUGAUGUUGACAAAAAGUAUGGUGGACGCGAUGGCAGAGUUGAUGGUGAAGACGACUACGGUAGAUGCAAUAGAAACGGCCCAGUUGAUGAUGAUGUAGACAAAGGUAGAUGUGAUGGUACAGUUGUUGAUGAUGUAGACAAAGGUAGAUGUGAUGGUACAGUUGAUGAUGAUGUAGACAAAGGUAGAUGUGAUGGUACAGUUGAUGAUGAUGUAGACAAAGGUAGAUGUGAUGGUACAGUUGUUGAUGAUGAUGUAGACAAAGGUAGAUGUGAUGGUACAGUUGUUGAUGAUGAUGUAGACAAAGGUAGAUGUGAUGGUACAGUUGUUGAUGAUGAUGUAGACAAAGGUAGAUGUGAUGGUACAGUUGUUGAUGAUGAAUGCUGUGGUAGAUGCGGCGAUUAUGGAGAUCAUACAGAAGAAAUCGCUUCAGCGUUCGGAAUUAUGUCCAUCUACUGCAGCAGUGAAUUACAUAGUUGGUAAGAGUUCGUUAGCCUUUAUUAAAGCAAUACAUGUAUAUGCAUUAAAGUGACA
Mercenaria mercenaria is the source of this 1804-nucleotide messenger RNA. Its product is annotated as protein qua-1-like. The record is from RefSeq and is a predicted model, not a curated record. The transcript has 2 exons. The coding region runs from base 161 to 1753 and encodes 530 amino acids. NCBI's taxonomy places the organism in Eukaryota, Metazoa, Mollusca, Bivalvia, Venerida, Veneridae.